Molecule: messenger RNA, 1589 nt
Organism: Oppia nitens
Lineage: Eukaryota; Metazoa; Arthropoda; Arachnida; Sarcoptiformes; Oppiidae
Product: acetylcholinesterase-like
Exons: 4
Coding region: 330-1589 (419 amino acids)
Biological process (GO): acetylcholine catabolic process; choline metabolic process
Cellular component (GO): plasma membrane
Molecular function (GO): acetylcholinesterase activity
Source: RefSeq, a predicted model, not a curated record
UACAAUGUAUAAUAUGUUUGAACAAUGAUUUCAAUUUGGAUGUCAAAACAACAUCGGGUACAGUAAGGGGUAAAUUGGUGGAUGUCCUCAAUACAACUGUCCGUCAAUUUCUAAACAUACCGUAUGCCGAACCACCAAUUGGAUCGCUAAGAUUUGGCCAUUCGGUACCACUUAGUAAACCUAAACCGAAUAUAAUCGAUGGCACAAAACGGGGAAAUCUAUGCUAUCAAUCACCCGAUAGUCACAGUCCAUAUGAAAGUGAAGACUGUUUGGUACUAAACAUAUGGACACCAAAUGAUGUAAAAUCGGAUAAUAAACCGAAAGCAGUCAUGUUUUGGCUGUACGGCGGCGGACUAAAUGGUGGCUCUAUAUUUGGUGGAUGUGAUGGCCAUCGGUUGGCCGCUACUCAGGAUGUUGUUUUUGUAGCAGCCAACUAUCGACUGGGGAAACUCGGGUUUCUCUACGGUGCGGACGACUCGGCACCGGGCAAUGCCGGACUAUCGGAUCAGAUAAUGGCGUUACGAUGGAUCAGAGACAACAUCCAGGCAUUCGGUGGCGACAGAGAUCGGGUGACAGUGUUUGGUCAGAGCGCCGGUAGUCGAUCGAUAUCGGCACUGAUAGUCUCACCCGAAAGUAAGGGACUGUUCAGACGUGUAAUAUUGGAAAGCGGAUCAUACAUGCAUUGGAAGCAAAGAGGAUCACAAACAACCAGUGAGGCCCUCCAGGAGGCACAGACUAUAGCCCGACAAUUGAACUGUACAGUACAUGACAACCACAACAACACGAAUAACAAACAAUGGUUGGACUGUUUACGCAAACGUAAGCCAACAGAGUUUAGCAAAUAUCAUAAAGAAUUUACAUUUCCAUUGGACGGAACAUCAUUCCUACCCCUACCUGUCCAACAGGCAUUUGAAUCGGGAAAAUACACAAAGGGCUUGGAUAUUAUGGCGGGUGUGACACUCAAUGAGGGUUCAAUGUUGGCUAUGGGUGGCUAUCCUUUGCUAAGUAAAAAUAUUACUGAAUCUGAUUUUCUUAAAUUGGUCGCCGAAGUUGACACCACAUAUCACGGACUCAAUGUCAAUCGGGUAGCUGACCACUACUUGACCGGAGUCGACCGUAAAUCGCCAGAAGCCCUACGACUGGCGUUUUUCGACUUUUUCGGCGAUCUUCAUGUCAAAUGUCCCGCCUAUAUGUUUAGCCGACAGUACGCCCGAUUGGCCCAUAACUCCAGCCAACAACAAAAUGUCUACUUCUAUGAGCUGACCUACGAACGAAAAAACGGCUGUCCCCAGGGUAUGGGUGUUUGUCAUGGCAGUGAUGUUGAGUUUGUUUUUGGCGUACCGUUGACCUCACACGACUCGGUGUACACCCAAUUGGACAGAGAUUUUAGUUCAGAUAUAAUGAAAAUGUGGACAAAUUUUGCUAAAAAUGGUAAACCCGAUACUACUGGCACGUGGCCCGAGCUUUUGUCGCGUGAUAGUCCCGAUCACAUGAAAAUCAAGGAUCUUAAUGCACACAAUAAAACGCGCGUGCUUGUCGAUGUGUUUAAAAACUCGUGCGACACGUUUUGGCAUGAUUAUUAUUUGUAA